GCCACCGUGUCCUGGCUCUGGGCCAUCCUGGCCUCAGCCAUCCACACCUCCCUGGCCACCAAAGUCUCCUUCUGUGGAGCCAACCAGAUUUACCACAUCUUCUGUGACGUCCCUCCUCUGCUGAAGAUCGCCUGCAGCGACACCUCCAUCAACGAGAUGGCUCUUCAUACUGCCAGUGUCUUCGUGGGAUUGAUCCCAUUUCUGCUCAUUCUCAUCUCAUACGCCUACAUCCUUCUGGCCAUCCUCCGCAUCCGCUCCAACACGGGCAGGCGCAAAGCCUUCUCCACGUGUGCUGCACACCUGGUUGUGGUCAUCAUGUACUUUGGGAUGGGCAACCUGAACUACAACCGGCCCAGCACCGGCUACUCCCUGGAGGUGGACACGCUGGUCUCCGCGCUUUACUGCAUCCUCCCCCCCAUGCUCAACCCCCUCAUCUACAGCCUCCGCAACCAGGACGUGAGGGGCGCCCUGAGGAGGGCCCUGGGGCACCAUGAGAAGGACAACACAUCCCCACGCGCACAGACAGGUGUGGACUAA
Messenger RNA from Alligator sinensis (Chinese alligator), 537 nucleotides. RefSeq names its product olfactory receptor 5V1-like. Lineage: Eukaryota; Metazoa; Chordata; Crocodylia; Alligatoridae. The annotation marks the transcript as partial. Gene Ontology annotation, biological process: G protein-coupled receptor signaling pathway. Gene Ontology annotation, molecular function: olfactory receptor activity. The transcript has a single exon. Gene Ontology annotation, cellular component: membrane. The record is from RefSeq and is a predicted model, not a curated record.